Messenger RNA from Debaryomyces hansenii CBS767, 870 nucleotides. RefSeq lists its product as uncharacterized. NCBI's taxonomy places the organism in Eukaryota, Fungi, Ascomycota, Pichiomycetes, Serinales, Debaryomycetaceae. The record is from RefSeq and is a predicted model, not a curated record. Bases 1 to 870 code for a protein of 289 amino acids. Gene Ontology annotation, cellular component: SMN complex; nucleus. The transcript has a single exon. Gene Ontology annotation, biological process: spliceosomal snRNP assembly.
AUGACUAAACGACACGAUUACCAGAAUGGUGAAUAUUCUAAUAGAACGAAACAUGCUAGGGUAAGCAAUGAUAGCGAAGGACAUAACACUAGUGUCCCAGAUGUCGGAUCAUUUACUCAAGGCCCUCUAGAUGCAACAUUUGGCCAGCAUGCAGCAUUCCCUGAAACACAACCCGAUGAAGCUACAGACCCAUUAACUGAUUCUGUCCAAUCGUACUUGGAAUCUGUUAGGAGAGAGGCGGAAAAGGACCAAUGCAUUUACUAUACCCAUAGAUCCCAAAAUCUACCCCCAGAAGAUAGCGAAAACAAAACUAUUGAGGAUAGUAGAGAAGAGUCUAACAUUGCAAUUACAUCUGAUAAUAACGAAAUAUGGAAAACAGAGCUUAUGGAGGAGUUUUUGCGAUUGAAAGAAGACGUCGAAAUAUACCUGCAAUCGUUAAAAGUGCAACCAGAUCAAAUUUCAGAGAAUCAACCAGAAGCAGAAGCGAAUACAGAAAUACCCUUUGACAUACCAGAAACGGCAACUGCCUGGCGACAGUACAUUAUCAACAAUCCUCCUCCAUCAAUUAAAUUCUUCUUCUUACAUUUGAACCGUCCUACGAUAAUAAAGCUUCUCAUAUACGUAUCUAAAUGGUUAAGUGCCAACAGUAAUGAAAACCUAUCCAAGUGGAUAUUUCUGCUUUUCUUACGACUUGAUAGCCUUUUAGAUCAUAUUGACUGUUCGAUUGUAAGAGAUUUAGCAAAGAAGGCCAUAAAAAUAAAGAUCAACACAAACCCCCAGGAUAUUAAUGACGUUUCGAAAUAUACAAUUGACAUGGUCAUAGUCAUUGUAGGAGAGUAUUAUAGACAAAGAGACCUACUUGUAUAUUAA